This is a messenger RNA of Grus americana (Whooping crane), 2633 nucleotides long. RefSeq names its product WD repeat domain 45B (gene WDR45B). Bases 200 to 1234 code for a protein of 344 amino acids. NCBI's taxonomy places the organism in Eukaryota, Metazoa, Chordata, Aves, Gruiformes, Gruidae. Gene Ontology annotation, biological process: protein localization to phagophore assembly site; autophagy of mitochondrion; protein lipidation. Gene Ontology annotation, molecular function: protein binding; phosphatidylinositol-3-phosphate binding; phosphatidylinositol-3,5-bisphosphate binding. The record is from RefSeq and is a predicted model, not a curated record. Gene Ontology annotation, cellular component: phagophore assembly site membrane; cytosol; extrinsic component of membrane. The transcript has 10 exons.
AUUGCUCGGCGCUCCUCGCCCUGGCGGGCGGAUGGCCUCUGCGCUCGGCGGCGCUGCCUGGCAGGGUCGGAAGCAGCCGCCGGCCUGUCCGCCGCGGCUCGGCUCGGCUCGGCUCGGGCGGGCUCCCGCGGCGGGGCUGAGGCGGACGGGCGCCGCCAUGGUGUAAAGGGCAGCGGGCAGACGCGAACGGGCAGGAGCCAUGAACCUCCUCCCGGCCAACCCGCACGGCAACGGGCUGCUCUACGCCGGCUUCAACCAGGACCACGGGUGCUUUGCAUGUGGAAUGGAAAAUGGAUUCCGAGUUUAUAAUGCAGAUCCACUCAAAGAAAAAGAGAAACAAGAAUUUCUAGAAGGUGGUGUCGGCCAUGUCGAAAUGUUGUUUCGUUGCAACUAUUUAGCACUAGUAGGUGGAGGAAAAAAGCCGAAGUACCCACCUAACAAAGUAAUGAUCUGGGAUGACCUGAAGAAGAAGACUGUCAUUGAGAUAGAGUUUUCUACAGAAGUCAAAGCAGUUAAGCUGCGAAGAGAUAGAAUUGUGGUAGUCUUGGACUCGAUGAUUAAAGUUUUCACAUUCACACACAAUCCUCACCAGUUGCACGUCUUUGAAACCUGCUACAACCCUAAAGGUCUCUGUGUCCUUUGUCCAAAUAGUAAUAAUUCCCUUCUUGCAUUUCCUGGAACACACACUGGGCACGUGCAGAUAGUGGAUCUUGCCAAUACAGAAAAGCCUCCUGUUGACAUACCGGCUCACGAAGGAGUCUUGAGCUGUAUAGCUUUAAACCUGCAGGGAACAAGAAUUGCAACAGCAUCAGAAAAAGGGACCCUCAUAAGAAUAUUUGAUACUUCAUCAGGGCACUUAAUCCAGGAGCUACGACGAGGAUCACAGGCAGCCAAUAUCUACUGUAUUAACUUCAAUCAGGAUGCUUCCCUCAUCUGUGUAUCCAGCGACCACGGCACAGUACAUAUUUUUGCUGCAGAGGACCCUAAAAGAAAUAAGCAGUCAAGUUUGGCCUCUGCCAGCUUUCUCCCCAAAUACUUCAGUUCCAAAUGGAGUUUUUCCAAAUUUCAGGUUCCCUCAGGCUCUCCAUGCAUUUGUGCCUUUGGAACAGAGCCAAACGCUGUCAUAGCAAUAUGUGCAGAUGGCAGCUACUACAAGUUCUUAUUCAACCAAAAAGGGGAAUGCUCAAGGGAUGUCUAUGCUCAGUUUCUAGAAAUGACGGAUGACAAGCUUUGACUGAGCUGAGGGAGUGCAUGGGUCAAAGUACAGCCUCGGCUAUUCCACAUCUUUGGAAGGACAGUAUAUGAAUGUCCAAUACUGAUCAAGAAGUUUAGCAGACCUCGCUGAGAAGCCUGGCCCAACAUGAUCAGAACAAGCUCUGAAGUAGUGGACUACAUAUGUUUAUUCUUAUUUCUGCAAGUAUUCAUCAUUAAAAUCUCUUUGGGUUACUGUCAUCAACUCAAGUUUUCAAGAUGUGGCUUUCAACAAGCUUGUGCCUAUUGGGUUUCUCUUAAUCUAAACUGUGAAAUGACUUUAGAUUAAACACGAGUGCCUGCCACACAAAGAUCUGCAGGGGGCUGUACAAAUGUACAACUAGCCUUAGAAAAAGGGAUGUGAAAACAGAAGAUUUUAGGCAUUUCUUUACUUUCGCUGAAUGGCUGGGAGUGGGGGAAUACUACACAUCAUGCUCACAUAACACUCCACCAGCCUGGCUAGGAGUAGGAGUGCUGCCUCCCCCCUCCCCUGAGCACACCUUAGAGCAGAAAAGGUGACAAGUACGGAGCCAUAGACGACUGCAGCUUGAGUCACGCUUGUCCUCUGAGCUGGUGUGGGGCUGGGUGGUGGGAGUUGUGGGGUCACAGACUGCUGCUCCUGUACACCUGUGGUGGGGGUGAGUGGUCAGCACAAACUGUCAAAGGUGCCAAACUGUAGGUAGUAGCUGAAGGCACCUUUAGGCACUGGAUGACCCAACUACCCUCCUUGGUGCAUGGAGCAAGCACCCAGGGCACUCAGCUCCUGUAUUUCUAGAGGUGAUUCCUUCUGUAACAGAACAGCCAUUCCAAGUGUAAAAACCACCCUCGGUACUGGUGUGACAGCUGCUUCCAGCACAAUCAACGAAUGAGGUGGCAUGAAGUAUACAUCUCUGCAAUGGCUUUAACUUGCAAACUUUUUUUUUUUUUUAAUUUGAGAUGUUGCAUACUAAAUACUGUUGGCCUAGGGACAGUUAGGUUAGACUAAACAGACUGACUUGUAAACUUUCCCAAAACUGUUACAUGGCAACUAAUAAUUUACUGCUGGACUAAGGCACAAGAUACUAAACUAGAAACUGGAAUAGACACAAGCUCUCUGUUCACAGCAUUAAUUCCUGGGGGAGGGAAGUCUUGCUCUUCUGAAACGUAAUUCCACAGAUGCUUCAAACCUGACAUGCCAGUUCACUCUAAGAUCGUUUAGCUGCAAACUCUAAAUUUGACAAGUUUCUUCUAGUGUCACGUAACAUACUAAGGACUAACUUCUACGCAGGUUUUGAUGUCAAGGUUGCAUGUUGCUUUUAUGUGUAUUUAAUCACAGAAAUUGUUUUGCACACUUAUUUGUAAUAUGUUAUUUCUUUUAAAUAAAAGUGACUAAUUUUGCUGUA